Sitodiplosis mosellana (orange wheat blossom midge) is the source of this 3891-nucleotide messenger RNA. RefSeq lists its product as uncharacterized. The coding region runs from base 664 to 2409 and encodes 581 amino acids. The record is from RefSeq and is a predicted model, not a curated record. NCBI's taxonomy places the organism in Eukaryota, Metazoa, Arthropoda, Insecta, Diptera, Cecidomyiidae. The transcript has 11 exons. Gene Ontology annotation, biological process: cobalamin transport. Gene Ontology annotation, molecular function: cobalamin binding.
CAUUGAACAAUACAUACAUAACGUUCACCAUACCGGGCGCCGUUUCGAUAUUUUAUUAGUUCUUUACUGAGUUCUAGCGUGCGUUUCACUUCACACUCAGCGAACAAGACACACGAACCCAGUGUGUGUUGUUGUUUGAAAAUUUUGGUCUAUUGAUUUGGCGAAAGUGGUACCAAUUUGCCGAGAAUUGAACGCGUUUCCACCAUAGAGAAUACACAUAAACAACGUCUUUUUUUCGAAGUGACGAACACAAUAUUUACAAAGAAUAUCGACGAGUUCGACGACACCGAUACAGCAUAGAGGAAAAAUAAAACACAAAUCCAGAAAACUUUGCAGACAGAGAAGAAAAGUGUAAACAGACUUGGAUUCACAUGCAUAACACUCACAAAAUCGCUGUGGAAAAGGCAUGAGAAAACUUUUUUCCACGUCAAAGUAGAAUCCUGUCCUGUGUAAUUCAUUGGAAAAUAAACGAGUCGACCGACGAGUGGUUUGGGUUGUUAGUGUUUUCUUUCGCUCGUUUUGUUUUGCAGCCAUUUCAAAAUCAAUAAACAGGACAACAUCAGUGCCUGUUCCGGUGGACGACAAUUAAGACAGCGGCGACGAGGACAACAAAAGCACCCAACGAAAGGAGUAGCAACAACAACAACGAGGACAACAACAACAAUGGAAUAUAAUAGCAAAAUGAACAAGCACGCAAAACUUUGGCACAACAUCACCCUGUGGGCGCUUGCAAUAACAAUAAUUAGUGGAACGCAUGCGAUAUCUCUGGUUUCAACAUCACCAGUCACUGCAGCCGUGGCCACAGCAAAUCCAAUAUUUCAACUCAAUUCAACUGGAACAAAUUCUGAAUUUUCGCGUACACCAUCCACAUGGCCUAGUUCAAGUCAAAAAACAGCCCGUAUCAAUUUUAUGGGUUCAACUGAACCUGGUUCCGUUUCGUAUAAUACAUUAGAAAGCACCUCAUCCAAUUCGGUAUCAAUGCAAUCGCCCGAAUUCCCAUCAGACGAAUCACCGUUGACGGUAAUCGAAAUAGAAAAUCCAUUCGAUGAACAUGUUUAUAUUGGCACGAAAGGACCGAAUCAACGUGAAAGUGAAGCCAUCACUCGUGCAUUGGAUUGGUUAGGCGAAAAACGGUCCGCUGAUUUUGGAUGGGGAAAUGAUACGCACAUGGUUAUCUUGGCGAAAGAGUUGUCGGGUGAACGAGAUUUUGCUGAAUCAACCGAUGCUCACAUUCAAAUCAUUCAAAAUUUGGAAGACCAGCUGUCGAUUAAGCAAAUGUCCAUUGAGAUUUUAUCGCUAAUCGAUCAUCAUCAUCAUGCUGUAAUGCCAAGAAGCUUUGAUGUUGCCGAAUUAGCUCGUUAUACAUUAGCCCUAGGCGCUCUAUGCAAAGAUCCAAAGCAUUUCAUGCAUCAACAUGACCUUUUGACAAUGCUUCAACAUCAUGAAUCCAAUGAUGAUCAAAUAUUUGCAAUCUCCACAUUGGCUGUGUGCAGCUUGGGGGAACAUGUUCGUAAACGCCAAAUUCGUCAAUUGAUCGACAUUGCCCUGGAGAGUAAUCAGAAUAUUGAAACGACGGCAUUUGCCAUAUUGGCACUGCGCUGUGUAAUGAAUGACCAUCACAAUCGUCACUUGGAGCAUUUCCUACGUAAAUCAUCUCUUCGGCUGGCAUUGCUUCAAACGACACAAGGGAAUGUUGGCUCGUUACGUAGCACAGCACUUUCAAUGCAAGCGCUAGAAAAUUUGAAUGUAAUACCGAACGCAGCAUGGAGCCGAGCGGCCGCAUCCAAAUGGAUUUUAGAUCGUCAACACGAAGACGGAAGUUGGAGCGAAGAGCCGCUUGCCGAUGGGCAAGAUGCCAACAUGGGAAUCGGUCUGACAGCUCAUAUCAUACUUGCAUUGGGACGAAAAGGACUUAGCGCCGUUCGUAUGCUCGAAUGUAACAAUAACAUUUUGAGUGACACAAGCAGCUAUCGUCAUGAAGUUACCGAACAAAAACUGGCUUCGCCUGUACCAUUGACUCCAUCAGCACCUAGCGUGCCGGAAAUUAAUAUCCAAACCGUUUCGUUCACGUAUACCAUUUGGUUUUCGUUGAAACCACCAGUUGAUACUGUUUCAUUGGCUAUGACAUCACCACGAAACACAACAUUCUAUCAAGCAAUGGUUCAAGCAGCUGAUAUCGAUCCACGUUUCGCAUUUGAAGCACAUGAAUGGCCAAAUGGCCAUUAUAUUCAUACAAUCGGUGCACACACCGAAGAUCUCACCAAAUUCAACUAUUGGCUACUGUACAAGCUGCCUGAUAUGCCAGACCCAAAUAAACUGCCGGAGAAUAAAUUUAUCAACUCGGUCGGAGUGGAUGAGAUGAUCGUUGAAAAUAACUAUCACUACCUAUAUUGGUACAAAAAGCUGUAAACAUUAUCAGCACGUACGGCACAUCAGCAGUAGAGCACACAAUGGAACGAGUAAAUUGUGAAUGUAUCAUAUGGAACCAAAAAUGAGUGGAACGGAUCGAGCAUAUGAUGGAGUUGAGCUAAUGACCAGCUCGUUUUAGACUAAGAAUUAACCAAAGAUACUCAGCAAAUAAGAAGAAGAAAAAAAAACACACAGUUAGAAAAUAAGUUUCCGAAGCCAUUAAUUUUGAAACUCGGCCGCCGGAUGAUUAAAUAAACCUAUUUAGCUUAGCUUGCAGUUUCGCAUUUAAGUAGUGAAAAAAAAACACCAGUGUUGCUUGAGAAACUUGUAGCUUUGUUCCAAGCCGCUCAACUCUAUAACAAGUACAAUUUUAAGCAAACUUUAACCAGUAUAUACCUAUAUGAAAAAAAGAAAUCGCAUCAUGUUACACACACAUUUAUUUACUAUCCGAUGAGAUAUGACUAUGGUUUGAAUAACGAAAGCGACCAAGCAUCUAGUCCGAUGGAACAAUAAACAAAAUGACAAUAAGUGAGUCUUGUCUUCACUCUCUCUAUCUCUCUUCAAGAAAAAAAAAAGAAACAAAUUACGUAAGCUUAACCAACCGUAGUCUGUAGUAGAAAAAUAAACAGCCCCUAAAAACUCUAUCCUUUGAAAAGAAAAUGAUUGAAGCAAAUUCAAAAAGUUACACUUCGCUUUACACACUCUGUGUGCCGAAAAGUAAUGAAUCGAAAUUCCAAUUCUAAAUUGUUAUUCAGUAGCGUACACCUAUUUCGGAUUCCAUAUCAUUUGGUCUCACUAUAUGCUUACAAAUAGAACAGAACCCUAGUUGAUCCAAUGCAAAAAAAGAAACAAGUAUAUGAACUUUGAGAGUGAUUAAAAUCGGUUUCGAAAACACAAAACAAAAGAGAAUAAAAAGUCGAUUUAUGGAAUGUCAAAAGCAACCAGAGAUAUGGACCAGGUAGAGAACGGAAGUUUAUUUGAUUUUUGGAAUGAGAGCCGAUUGAUUUGACUGAACAGAAAACGUAGUGCCAACUAAUAUUUGCAAAGCCAGUUAGUUGCCUGACUGUUUGGUUCAUGUUUCAUACAUAUUCCAAAGUACAAUUCAGCUUCGUUAAAAAAAAAAUCGCCUCGAAUAAACACGAAAAAAUUACACAUGCAAAAUUACUUGGGAUAUAUCUUGUCUUCAAAUAUAUCAUCAGCCUAUCAAAUCUACGAACUUCUUUUUAUUUCUGUUUCGUGUUAUGCUUCCUUUUUUGUCACGAACCGAGAAUACUCUAGAAUCGUCUUCAUACUAUUGAACACCCGGCUGAACAAGUUACUGAACUUUCGAAUGAGGGGCAAAUUGUAUCUAUUUUUUCCACCAUUAGCAUUUAAGAGUGUAUUUUAUUUGUUUGGAACAUUUAAUUCCAAAUUCUAUGGAACACUAUAAAUACAUGGCAUUAUACAAAAUAUAUCGAUCAAUAAAAAACACGACGAAAAAUA